AUGUUGGAAGGGACUGCUGUCAAGCGGCGGUUGAGCUGGGGUGCGAUCUACCUUUGGGCAGUAGGGGUGACAGGGGCUGUUGAAAGACUCUGGCCUUGUCCGGAGCCCUGCCAGUGUAACAGGGAGGUGCUGGAGGUGAACUGCUCUGAAUGCCAACUUACCACGGUGCCCAACGGCUUCCCAGAAGACUCUCAACUCCUGAACUUAACUCAUAACAACAUCAAGACGGUGGUGCAACAGCAAUUCAAGACUCUAACACAUCUGUGGGACUUAGAUUUAAGUGACAACAUACUGGUCAUGAUCGAAGUGGAAGCCUUUCUCGGCUUGCAAAGCUUGCUGACCCUGCGUCUCGCCCGCAACCGCCUGAAGUUCAUUCCAGUGGGGGCAUUUGCAGGCUUGCCAAAACUGCAGCUGCUGGACAUAAGUGAAAACGAGAUCCUGGUUUUUCUGGAUUUUACAUUCAGAGACUUGCAGUCUCUUCAGUGUAUGGAGGCAGGAGAAAAUGACCUCGUAUUUAUUUCCCACCAUGCAUUCUCAGGCCUAACAAGUCUUCACGAUUUGCAUCUAGACAGUUGCAAUCUGACUGCUGUGCCAACCGAGGCGCUCACACAACUUAGUGGGCUGAUAAGCCUUCGUUUUCACCACCUUGGCCUCACCAUGCUGCCAAACUACUCGUUCCGUCGUCUGGGGCGCCUCAAGAAGCUUGUCAUUUCCUAUUCUUCUUGGCUUGAGGCUCUGGCAGGAAACAGCCUCUUUGGACUAAAUCUCACAUCGCUAACCAUUAGCAACUGCAACCUCAGUGCUGUACCCUAUGCCGCAUUGCAUCACCUUGUAUAUCUUAUAUACCUUGAUCUAUCCUUUAAUCCCAUCACCCACAUCCAAGGGAACCACCUCGGGGACCUGUUGAGGCUCAGAGAGUUUCAUCUGGUCAUGGGAAGACUCUUGCAUGUUGAGCCUGGAGCAUUUCAUGGUUUGACACACUUCAGUUUGCUCAAUGCCUCAGGAAACCUUCUGACCACACUCGAGGAAGGAGCUUUUCACUCAGUGAGCAACCUGGAAGUCCUGAGGCUCGAUAACAACCCGCUAGCAUGUGACUGUCGUUUGCUGUGGGUGGUGCGCAGGCGCCUGUAUCUUGACUUUGAUGGACGUCCACCUAUCUGUACUACCUCAGUCCAACUGCAAGGCUGGAAUUUUCUAGACUUUUCCAAUGCUGAGCUCCCAGGCUUGUUCACCUGUCGCCAGGCUCGAAUUUUGAACCGCAAACCUCAGGAGAUAAGGGUAGACGAAGGUCAAACUGUAUUGUUUUACUGCAAUGCAGAUGGUGACCCAGCGCCCUCAAUCAGCUGGCUAAACCCAAAGUAUGUAGAUAUAUCAACCAUUGGCAGGAUACGAGUUCUUGCGAACAACUCACUGGAGGUUCGCUAUGCACAGGUUCAGGACAGCGGUACUUAUCUUUGUGUGGCAUCAAACGCAGCAGGAAAUGAUAGUGUCCCCGUCAGCCUCCAUGUCCAUGGGUUUCCAUCAUCUUCCCGAAAACCUUUUCAUCUGGAAAGUUGGUUUCCCUUCCCAUCCGGCUCUCCAGCCCAAAACGGGACUCAACAGUUGUCAUUUGAUGUAAAAACUCUCUUAAUCGCAGUAACUAUUGGGUUCCUUUCAUUUUUCAGCUCUGUGACCAUAUGUUUCAUUUUCAUGUUCGUCUGGAGUAAGAGCAAAGGGAAAUUAAAGCGCACAGCCACAAUUGCGUACGUGCCUCGAAGUGCCACGAAAAAUAACGGGGGCACGGGCAACUACAUGGAACCAGGCAGGCUCACAAUGAAGUUAAUUUGA
Molecule: messenger RNA, 1827 nt
Organism: Lampris incognitus (smalleye Pacific opah)
Lineage: Eukaryota; Metazoa; Chordata; Actinopteri; Lampriformes; Lampridae
Product: leucine-rich repeat and immunoglobulin-like domain-containing nogo receptor-interacting protein 1
Exons: 1
Coding region: 1-1827 (608 amino acids)
Molecular function (GO): protein binding
Source: RefSeq, a predicted model, not a curated record